AUGAAAGAAAAGAAAAAACGAGAGGAGAAGAAAAUGGCUAUGGAAUCUACAAAACGACAAAUGGAACUAGAGGUCCGAAAUUUAAAAGAUAGCAUUGUAGAAAUGAAACGAAUGUUGGAGUUUGAGAAGUCCAAAAUCGAAGAUCUUAGUCAUCAGAAGAGCUUGUUGGAUAAAAGCAUUUUGAAAGCUGACAAAAACCUGGAAGAAGAAGAAAAUACUCUAAAGGUUGUAGAGAGUAAGAGGAGAAAUGUUCACUUGAAAUUUAAGGCCUAUGUAGAAAUGGUAGAAAAAAAAAGACAGGAUAUUUAUCGACUUAAAAAAGAAAUUGACAAGUACGAAAAAGCGUAUCUUGAUGCCAAACAAAAAUAUGAUCAGUCACAAGAAGAAAUCAAGAUCAAAAAAUUGGAGUCUGACGAACUGAAAAAGAAAAUUCGCGAAAGCAGGGAGAAGCAUCGUCAACAAACCGCUUUGUACGACGCCGAAGAUAUACAAAAUAAGGAAGCAGAAUUUUUACAUCAAAAGGCUGAAUAUAGUAAAUUAUGUUCUAAGAGGGAACUUUUAACAGAUCAGCUCAAGAACUUAGAAAAGAGUAUUGAGGAACAAUCCGAGGUCAACAAACAAUACGAGAAGGAAAUUAACAAAUUGAAUGAGAUCAUCAAGGAGGCGGAACAGGAAAGAAAUCGACAAGAAAAAGAACUUGAAGUUGUCGUAAACGAUCGAGAUAUACUUGGCUCUCAAUUAAUUAAGAGAAAUAAUGAACUGGCAAGUCUUUACGAAAGAAUCAAGAGUCAGCAAAGCUUAAUAAGCAAAGGAGCAGUUCAAUAUCAGCAAAGAAUUAAUGACAUUGCAGCGUUGAAAGAGAAGAUCAUUCAAGUGAAUCAAGAAUACAAAAGAUUGGAAGAUCGACUUCAAGAUUAUGAUGAAAAAGAAAAUGAAGUGCAUUCCUUACGUCGACAAUUUCUGCAAGAGCAAUCAAGAGUUAAGGCGUUAGAAGAAGAGCUCCAAACUCCAAUGAAUGUACAUCGAUGGAGAAGAAUUCAAGGAAGUGAUCCUAAUUCGUAUGACAUGAUCAUGAAAAUUCAAAAACUGCAAAAACAACUCAUUGCAAAAACAGAGGAAGUCAUGGAAAAAGAUUUACUCAUUCAAGAGAAGGAGAAACUUUAUGCAGAACUAAAAUCUAUCCUUACAAGACAACCUGGGCCUGAAGUUGUGGAACAAUAUAAUGUCUAUCAGCAAACACUCAAAGAGAAAACGAAAAAGUACGAAGAAAUGGUCAAAGAGUUGGAAAUUUACAUGAUCAAAGCUCGAGAUUUAGAAUUUGAAAACAAAAAGUACCAAGAUGAAUUUUUCAGCCUCAAACGUGAGUAUUUCCAAAAGAAAGAGAAAGAAAAACGACAGUACAGAGCUUAUAUUGACUCUCUCAAUACUGAUAUAGACCCAUACAUGGAUCAACACAUAGAUGAUCCUUCUCAAUGA
Messenger RNA from Naegleria lovaniensis, 1476 nucleotides. RefSeq lists its product as uncharacterized. Gene Ontology annotation, cellular component: cytoskeleton. The transcript is spliced from 3 exons. Bases 1 to 1476 code for a protein of 491 amino acids. The record is from RefSeq and is a predicted model, not a curated record. Lineage: Eukaryota; Heterolobosea; Eutetramitea; Acrasida; Naegleriidae.